Messenger RNA from Candidula unifasciata, 873 nucleotides. The record is from the annotation of a GenBank genome assembly. NCBI's taxonomy places the organism in Eukaryota, Metazoa, Mollusca, Gastropoda, Stylommatophora, Geomitridae.
AUGAUGCCAAUAGAAAAGGUUGCAGAUGAAAACGGUGACACCUUGACCCUACUGUUCUGCAAUGGAAUGUACUGGGCGCCAGUGUUCAAUGAGCAAGCGAUUGAAAACAUGAGGGAUUUGCCUUUGAGGACAGACGAUAUUCUUCUCUGCUCGUAUCCAAAGUCUGGAUGUCAUUGGGUUUGGGAGAUCGUUCGAAUUCUACUGGCCGGACAGAUCAGUCAUGGGGAAGUAGUGCACAAGGAAUCCUUCAUGUUGGAAUGGAACCCACAUGAUGUUCUUGCAUCAUUGCCGUCACCUCGUGUUCUCAAUACUCACACCCCUUUUGAACUGAUGCCCAGAGAUUUGCUGGUCAAGAAACCGAAAGUUGUCUUCUACUACAGAAACUUCAAAGAUUUAGCAGUCUCGUUUUACUAUCAUCACACGGGAAUUCCACCUUUUGAGUAUAACGGCAGUUUUGACGCCCACACCAAGCUUCUAGUGAAAGGCACAAUUGAUCACGGAAGUCCAUUUGAUUACAUCCGAGGCUGGGAGAAAGGCAUUUCUGAAAACCCCGACCUGUCUGUUUUUGUUGGCUCGUAUGAGGAUUUAAAAGAGAACAGCUUGGCAGAAGUGAGGCGAUUGUCAGAGUUUUUGGGUAGAGAUUACAGCGACGAGUUUCUGCAACAAGUUUGUGACUUCACCAGUUUUGAAAGCAUGAAGAAGCUGAAAGCAGAUCUGACUUUCAAAACCAAGGAAGGAGAAUCCGUCAUGUAUAGGAAAGGACAAGUUGGUGACUGGAAGAAUCACUUUACAGUGGCGCUCAAUGAAUGGUUCGAUGAAAUCAUCCAACGAGAAAAUGCAGACUCCAAGCUCAAGUUUAGAUACACGUUGUAA